AUGAAGCUUCAGGGAAAGAUCGAGCUGCUGCACCUGUGUGCGUCUGCUCUACACUGUGUGUGUGCGGUCGUGGGCGUCAGUGUCGCGGCCUGUGGACUCUGGGUUCUGUUUGACUCCAGCUUCAUCCGCAUCAUCUCCACAGGUUUCCUCCGGGUGCUUCAGUUUUUCUACAACUACAAACACAGCUCCAUCUCUCUCGUGGGGGUCCUGCUCUUCUCGGUGGGACUCGCCGUGGUCUGUGUCACGGUUGUGGGAUGUGUGGGCUCUCAGAGAGGCAGCCGUAUCCUGCUGCUGCUGGAGCUGCUGGUCCUGGUUCUUCUUCUGCUGUCACUGAUCUUUAUCACUUUAAUAAUUCUACUGAAGAGAGACCAGAUCUCUCAGACUCUCUCUGAUAACGUUGACUCCAUCAUCAAGGAUUUUCCAAAGAGAGAGCGCCACUUGCUGGACAACAUGCAGCACCAGGUGCAGUGCUGUGGGAGAUUGGGGCCCUCUGAUUGGCUGAGUAACCAGUUUGUGAUCAGUUUAAACCAAUCAGCAGUCUCCGUGUUGCCGUGUUCCUGCUUCCUGUCUGGCGCUCACAGCUCCGCCCCCUUCUGCAGCUCCAACCAAUCACUGAGCUCCGAGGAGAUUCCCUACCGACCAGCCAACUCCUCCUUCCACAAGGGCUGUGAGGUGGCGCUCCGUGAUUGGCUGGAACAGAACGUUCAGACAAUCGUGGGUCUGGACCUGGGACUGGGGAUUCUGCAGGGACUCCUCCUGGUCGUGGUGGCCUCCCUCUAUCGCAGUUUUGGGGCCAGAGCAUCAGUGAGGUCUGAACUGGACCAAACUGGGUCAGACCUAGUCCACAACGAUGAAGACCUGCUGUACCAGGACCUGGACCAGGACCAGGACCAGGACCAGGGAGUUUACGAAAGGCCCUAA
Knipowitschia caucasica is the source of this 921-nucleotide messenger RNA. The record is from the annotation of a GenBank genome assembly. Lineage: Eukaryota; Metazoa; Chordata; Actinopteri; Gobiiformes; Gobiidae.